CCAAAAACUAAACUAAAAAAAAAAGGUCCUCGUCGUUGUCGUGUCGAUCCAAUUAACUCCGUUUGCUUCAGUUGGUGGUGACGGAGAGGUUGAAAAGUCGAACCAUUUGACAGUGGUGCUCUGAAGGAAGGAGACGAGUUCCUUCCUUUGUCUGCACUUCUCAUUCAUUUCUUUCAAUUAUUGUCUUUCUCCAUUUGAAGUUGGUUACCCAUCUUUCCCUUUGGUAGUCGUCGUUAACCUCAAAAUAUUCGGUUGAGCUCUCUCGGAUGCCUAGAGAGAGUCAGAGUGACCAUGGCAUGGGCAUUGGUUCGGGUUGCCUUAGCCUUUCUCAUGCUGGUUUCUGUCGGGAUUAUUCAUCCCUCGACUAUCUGUUCUUCGUCGUUGGCGCUUGCGGGAGACCACGAUAAUUUCCUCCGCUCGUUCCACGCAAGCGACCGUCGCAGUGGUCCCGCAAUGAUUUUUCCGCUCUUUCUCUCAUCGCCCAAUUCGUCUCGGUCCUUCGUCGAGGACAAUUUCCGUCGACAGCUGCAGACGGCAGGGCAUCAAGUCCCGAACGCCCACAUGAGGCUUUACGACGACCUUCUCUUAAAUGGUUACUACACCACCCGUCUUUGGAUCGGAACGCCUCCUCAGGAAUUUGCUCUUAUUGUUGAUUCGGGGAGUACUGUUACUUACGUUCCAUGCUCUACAUGCCAACAGUGUGGCAAACACCAGGAUCCAAGGUUUCAGCCAGACUUGUCAAGCACUUAUGAACCUCAAAAAUGCAAUAUAGAUUGUACUUGUGAUAAUGAGAGAGUGCAAUGCAUUUAUGAAAGACAGUAUGCUGAAAUGAGCUCUAGCAGUGGUGUGCUUGGUGAGGACAUAAUAUCCUUUGGCAAUGAAAGUGAGCUUGUUCCCCAGCGUGCUGUUUUUGGCUGUGAAAAUGUUGAAACUGGCGACCUUUACAGUCAACGUGCUGAUGGUAUAAUGGGCCUAGGUCGUGGUCAACUUAGUAUUGUGGACCAGCUUGUUGAAAAGGGUGUAAUCAGUGAUUCAUUUUCAUUAUGUUUUGGUGGGAUGGAUGUUGGUGGGGGUGCAAUGGUUCUCGGUGGGUUCCCUCAUCCACCUGACAUGGUCUUCUCCAAUUCAGACCCUGGGCGCAGCCCAUAUUACAAUAUUGAGCUGAAGGAAAUACAUGUGGCUGGAGAGCCAUUGCAACUAAACCCCAAUAUCUUUGAUGGAAAGCAUGGAACUGUCCUGGAUAGUGGUACCACCUAUGCUUAUCUACCAGAAGCAGCAUUUUUAGCAUUUAAGAAUGCUAUUAUGAAGAAACUUCGCCCCCUAAAACAAAUCCGUGGUCCUGACCCAAACUAUAAUGAUAUCUGCUUUUCUGGUGCUGGAAGUGAUGUCUCCCUACUCUCAAAGACCUUCCCAGCAGUUGACAUGAUGUUUAGCAAUGGUGAAAAAUUGUCACUGGCUCCGGAGAACUACUUGUUUCGGCAUUCAAAGGUUCGUGGUGCAUAUUGCCUGGGUAUUUUCCAGAAUGGGAAAGAUCCAACAACUCUUCUAGGGGGAAUAAUUGUUCGGAAUACUCUUGUGACUUAUGAUCGUGAGAAUCAAAAGAUUGGCUUCUUGAAAACUAAUUGUUCUGAAUUGUGGAAGAGACUUAACAUCACUGAUGCUCCUUCACCAGCACCUUCAGCUUAUCACAGAAGGAAUUCAACUAAAAUUAUUUCACCUAGCUUGCCUCCUAAUGGAUCACCAGGCUAUACAAUUCCAGGUGAAUCCCAAGUUGGGCUCAUAAUGUUUGAUAUGUCAUUGAGUGUCAAUUACUCAGACCUUGCUCCUCACAUCACAGAACUUGCAGAAUUCAUUGCUCAUGAAUUGGACGUUAAUACUUCACAGGUUCAUAUGUUGAACUUUUCCAGCAAAGGAAAUGAUUCCCUAAUAAGAUGGGCCAUAUUUCCAGCAGAACAUGCUGGCUACAUUUCUAAUCCCAUGGCAAUGAGCAUAAUUGUGCGCUUAACUGAACACCGUGUGCAUCUUCCUGAUACAUUUGGAAGUUACCAGGUGGUUCAAUGGAAAGUUGAGCCACCAAGAAAACGAAAAUGGUGGAAGGAACAUCUUUUUGCUGUCGUUUUAGGGGCUGUUGCUACGUUGGUUCUUAGUUUAUCAAUUUUUGGGAUAUGGUUGAUUUGGAGACAUAGACAGCAAGUACUUGGCAUGUACAAACCUGUUGGUGCCAAUGUCCCUGAGCAAGAGCUUCAGCAGCUAUAACUGAUGGGGUUUUUCAUCAUGCUGAUUUAUACCCAAAUCCAUCCCAUUAUUGUUUGGAUCGUACACAAGAAAAGUAAGUCCUCUCAGGAAGCUCCCAAAUUGAUUGGUAAUCAAGUAUGAGAUGAUCCCUGCACACCUGUCAUCCUGCAGUGCACUGGUAGGAGAGCUACCAACCUUUUGGAUGGGACACAUGAUCGCUGCAUGAGAAAUCAGUACAAAAGCAUUGUAGAACCAUUUAAAGAAGGCUUCCUCAUCAAAAGGUGAUUUGACAAAAAUUUUGUUCUUUUCGCACUGAUUUUGUUGUGCUAACCAAGUACAAGGAACCGUCAUUUCUUCCUCUGAAGGAUGCGUAGAUAUCGAAAAAAAGAUCCACUCUUAGCCUGUUACACUUACACAUUCCCUCGUCUGUUGGAUGAUACCCCAUAUUACAGUCACAGCGUUGCUGUAAUAACUUUUUAUUUCUUAAAAUAGGAAAAAGAACUGCUGUUCUAGCAUUUUCUAUACCUUAACCAAAUAAAGUGAUGAUUCGAUGUUUGUGCUCUCAA
Messenger RNA from Nelumbo nucifera (sacred lotus), 2801 nucleotides. RefSeq names its product aspartic proteinase 36-like. The record is from RefSeq and is a predicted model, not a curated record. Lineage: Eukaryota; Viridiplantae; Streptophyta; Magnoliopsida; Proteales; Nelumbonaceae. Gene Ontology annotation, biological process: proteolysis. Gene Ontology annotation, molecular function: aspartic-type endopeptidase activity.